Molecule: messenger RNA, 1945 nt
Organism: Perognathus longimembris pacificus (Pacific pocket mouse)
Lineage: Eukaryota; Metazoa; Chordata; Mammalia; Rodentia; Heteromyidae
Gene: Vma21
Product: vacuolar ATPase assembly factor VMA21
Exons: 4
Coding region: 274-636 (120 amino acids)
Biological process (GO): vacuolar proton-transporting V-type ATPase complex assembly
Cellular component (GO): endoplasmic reticulum membrane
Source: RefSeq, a predicted model, not a curated record
UUGGCGGCUUUCUGAGCAGCUGCAAAAUAUGUUUCGAACUUUAAGUGGAAGUUGGGGUCACCAGCUAGCAGCCUGGAACAGUCAGUGCCAGCCAGGGCUGAUUCUGAGGGUAGCUCCCUGGUUUCACAGAGCGGACUGGCACCAGAGCCCUCCGCCUGGUCGCCCGUCCUCGCAGAUCUACAGCUUGGAUCGACUCCCUCCCGUAGCCAGGCAACGGGGACCCCGACCCACACGAUCAGAGGGCGGCCUGGUCGUCGCCUGUCCGGGACGACAAUGCUGCGUGGAAAAUCUCGGCUCAACGUGGAGUGGCUGGGCUACUCCCCCGGCCUGCUCCUAGAACCCAAGCCGCUCCCCGUCGGCCGCGCCCACCGCAGCCUCCGCGGAAAUGAAGGCUCGCUAGCAUCUACUCUGAAGACACUCCUAUUCUUCACAGCUUUAAUGAUUACUGUUCCAAUUGGGCUGUAUUUUACCAGUAAAUCAUACAUAUUUGAAGGUGCACUUGGAAUGUCCAACAGAGACAGCUAUUUUUAUGCAGCAAUAGUAGCGGUGGUGGCUGUUCACAUUGUGUUGGCGCUCUUUGUGUACGUGGCCUGGAAUGAAGGCUCACGACAAUGGCGUGAAGGCAAACAGGAUUAAUGUGAACAUUACCUUCUGAUUGUGCUAUAAGGAUUUUUAAAAAUAUAGCAAAUGUUUCUGCAGUUUGGAUAAUGAAUAUAUUUAUUUGAAUAAAUGUAAAAGUUCCUGGCAAAAUCAGUCGUAAGAAUCACUUUUCACUAGUAUACAUUUGGACUCUUUUAAUACAGUAGUUUCUAUAAUUAGUUUUGACUUUAUGAAUCUCACUUGCCAAUGUGAAUCUAGUACAUUGAAAUUAGGUUAAACAAAGCACCCAUUUUGCAGGGGAAAAUUUAAUAGUGGUAAAACAAAAAGGUUUUUAUAGCAUUUUUGUCUUUUGCUUUAAUGUUCAACUCUGGACACACUAAGGUGUGCAUUGUGAAGGAAAUGUGAAGUUUAUUUUACAUUGGAACUCUUUCCCUUGUGAUCAUGAGGGUACCAGCUCCUUGGAUUUGUGGUUUUCAUUUCCUGUGGAAAGGGCACUGUCAUUAAUCUCAUCAUUGAGAAAGUUGCCAGAAAGUGUAAUCCCUAGCCAGUGCAAAACUCAGCUAAGCCACAGCAAAAGCCUUUGACUACACAGAGGAUUCAGAGAACAAGAUAGGAGCAGGCAGGCAGCAUUGUGCUUUUCAGACCAACCUUUUCCUCUUUCAGUAUUGAUUUGAAUUACACAGCUUCUGGAAAUUCCUUUGUAAAAUUGUUUCAUUAGCCAGGGCCACUACUGUAGACCCCGAGUUCAAGCCCCAGGCCUGUCAAAAAAUUGUUUUAUUUUUUCCUACCAUUAUUAAAAAAGUAAAGUAUAUAUGACAGGCAUUUACACCUUCAAGUGUUCAUUUUUGUCCACAGUGACACUAAACAAGAAGGAAGACAUUUUUUAUCUUCUAAAAUGUAUUGUUGAGAUUUCUGGCCUAUUGGUCUUUUAAAAAUAAUAUCCUGUAUGUAUUAAUAUAUAUUUAGAUAAUUUUUGAAGUCCUUUUCUAUAAAAUAUACCUACUCCGAUUUUACCUUUAAUCUGUAGCCACUUUUGUGUAAUAAAAAAGCCUACUGUCCCCCCCCAAAUGUUUAUUUCUCAUUAUGAAACCAUAAAAUACAUAUGUGCAUAUAUAUUUAUUGUUAAAUGCAUAGAAAAUGCUUAAUAAGGAAGAAGCAUUAUUCAGAAUGUUGCCACCUGGAGAUAAUCACUUUUUUGACUGAUAGUCUGUAUGCAGUUCUGAAAACUGUUUCUUAAAUGUGAGACCCAAACUCUAAAAGUUUGGUUUAAGUUCAGAGCCUGACAGCUUUAUGUGACAGCUGUUUGUAUUUUUUUCAAGAUGAGUAAUUGUUUGGUCAUUGUCUU